Pelagomonas calceolata is the source of this 1963-nucleotide messenger RNA. Lineage: Eukaryota; Pelagophyceae; Pelagomonadales; Pelagomonadaceae. The record is from the annotation of a GenBank genome assembly.
CUGCUUUGCGGCGGAUAUCUGUGGCUCACAGGCAAAGCAUUGCUCGAAUAGUUGCAUUAGAAAAGAGCUGCUAUCAUAUACGACCACUGCAGCAACUCGUGUGCAGCGCGGUAGCCUACAAGAGGCAAACAAGCCACUGCAAUAUCUGUAGUAGCAGUCGCAUCACUGCCGCAGCGAUCAAAUGAUGCGUCACGCACUGCUGCUGCUCGGCGCCACGCAAGCCUUCGUGCUGCCCGUGCAGUCCAAGCCGUCACGCGUCGCGCUCAACGUUGCAACCACACCGAUCGAAGGGAUGCGCCCUGGAACCUCGGGACUGAGAAAGAGGACCAAGGUCUGGGAGACGACGGAACAUUACGUGGAGAACUUCGCGCAGUCCAUCGUCGAGGGCUGGCGCGACGUCGGCGGCUUUCCCGCGAGUGGUAGUGGUACCAUGGUCGUCGGAGGAGACGGCCGCUACUUCAACAAAGAAGCGAUCCAGACCUUCCUCAAAGUCUUAGCGGGGAACGGCGUUAAAACGAUAGUGGUGCCGGUGCACGGCGUCGUCAGCACGCCCGGAGCAUCGGCGUUGGUACGACGUAAUAAAGCGGAUGGCGCGAUCCUCAUGACGGCGUCGCACAACCCCGGCGGGCCCGACGCCGACUUUGGCGUCAAGUUCAACACGGGCCCCGACGGCGCCCCUGCUAAAGAAUUUUUGACCGAAGCGGUGUAUGAGAAAUCUACAUCCAUCAGUUCCUAUAAUAUGGUGGAUGGUACCGUAGACAUCACGACGGUCGGUACCUAUACGCUAGGAGACAGCACAGUUCAGGUAAUAGACGCCUUAGAUGACUACGUGGCGCAACUCCAGGAAUGUUUCGACUUCGAGAAAUUACGAAACUUCAUAAAAAAGAAGCCCUCACUGUUAUUCGAUGCGAUGCACGGCGCCGCGGGCCCGGCCGCUCUCAGAGUCAUGUGCCAAGAAUUAGGCGUACCCAAAUCCCAACUCUAUAGAUGCGACCCGCGCCCGGACUUCGGGGGCUGUCACCCGGACCCAAAUCUCAAGUGGGCCUCGGAGUUGGUGCGGCGAGCGUCGCUCAAUGAAGAUGGUUCACCGGGCGACUCCCUAGGGGAAGAAUUGGCGUUAGGCGUGGCGUUCGACGGUGACGGAGAUAGGAACAUGAUCGUCGGCCACCGUUUUUUCGCUUCUCCUUCUGAUUCGUUGGCCGUGUUGGCGGCGCAGGCGAAGUCCAUCAAGUGGUUUAAGGAUCGAGGUGGUUUAGCUGCAUGCGCUAGGUCGAUGCCUACGUCACGUGCUCUCGAUCGCGUCGCAGAAAAACAGUCCAUCGAAUGCUACGAGACGCCAACCGGCUGGAAGUUCUUCGGCAACUUGAUGGAAUUGAAACAACCCUUUCUGUGUGGAGAAGAGUCGUUCGGCACGGGGGCCGACCAUGUGAGGGAAAAAGAUGGCUUGUGGGCGGCGCUAGCGUGGUUGUCGGUGUUAGCUGACAAUGAAGGCAUGAGCGUGGGCGAUGUGGUGAAGCAACACUGGAAGGAGUACGGCCGCGACUUGUAUUGCAGGCACGACUACGAGGAGGUCGCGUCCGAGGGCGCGCAGGCGAUGAUGGCGCAUCUGGGUUCGCUGAUCGGUUCUGAUGUUUUGCCCGAUCCCGACCUCGAAUCGGUGUCGUCCUUUUCGUACGUGGACCCCCUGGACUCCUCAUCGACGGAGAACCAGGGCAUGAUCCUCGCCUUUGCCGGCGGCGGGCGUUGCGUCUUCCGACUGUCCGGGACCGGAAGUGCAGGAGCGACGGUGCGCGUCUACAUCGAACGGCCCCUGGCGAACCCGUCGGACGCCGAUUUAGAUUUGGUCGCGUCCGAGGCCCUCGAGGCCCUCGCCGAUAAAGGCAAGGCCGUCGCGAGGCUCCACGCGUUCGUCGACCGCGAGGGGCCGAGCGUGAUCACGUAGUGUGGCGCAGCGACGUUUUAA